Porites lobata is the source of this 3265-nucleotide messenger RNA. The record is from the annotation of a GenBank genome assembly. NCBI's taxonomy places the organism in Eukaryota, Metazoa, Cnidaria, Anthozoa, Scleractinia, Poritidae.
AUGCACCACUUCACUCAACUUGGAUUCACUGAUAAUUUGGAGUUAAAAGAAGAAGAGAGUAACAGAAACCGGCUGAACACACUGUUGGUUUGCAGAACUGAGACAAGUAAUCGGGAGACUAUCGUCUGAGUUAUAUGAGUUUUUUUUCAAUACGUUUGGCAAACAAACACUGGGAAAGCAAUAUCGCGAAUAUCAACAUAAUGCGGGAAAAAGUCAGACUAAAAAGUUAACUUGUUCCAUGUCCUGCAACUACUAUCGUACUUAUAAACACUUUUUGAGACGAAAUCAUUCAUGUGUUGUGUUAAUGACUUGUCAGAAAUUAGACUUGGUUUUUAUGUUUUUGAAGUUUUAUGACAAAAAGUACUUUGUCCCUAAGCGUUGUGAAGCAAUACUUGCACAAAGUCUCAUUUUGAAAAUAUGCUUUCUAAUAACAUGUUUUAACCUGGAUGCUGCCCUGCCACAAGUUUUUAAUGAAAGAUCAAAAAAUGAUUCAAAAAAUGAAAUGUUAGAUUUGCUGGUAUAUUCAAAAUGUCCAAUUAAAUGAAAUUCUGGACCACAUGUACAGAACACCAGCCCUUAGACAUUAACCCCCCUUGAUGCUGGCAUGUCAUGUUCUGGCAUUGUACAUUUUGCAUUGCUGUAAACACUGUGUGAAACAAUUCAAAGGUACUUUCGGGAGUAUAGCAUGUGUGUUAAAUUGUCAGCAGCGCAAGAUAUCCAGCUGGAAUAUGUCUUCUACACUUGGGGAAAUGCACAAUGUUUUUGGGUACCAUUUACUCUCUGGGGCCACUUUGUGCUGCAAUAAAGACUGUUGCAAGUGCCUAUUAGUUUGCCCCAGUGGUGGGAAUUUGACUCAAAAUGGAGAUCCAAGGGUGGGGAAAUUGACAUUUGAAAACUGGCAAUGUCAAAUUUUCCCUGGGUUGCCCACCCCCCCAUCCUGGGGCACACCAUCGAUAGGUGCAUGACGAAAAAUGUAGGAAAAAAUCAUGAAUGUAUACGCCAAAUGUACAAAAAAUGGGGUGUUACUAAACAGAGUAACAAAGUAACGGAGUAACGUGAGAAAAACGAAAGUAACGGAUAAAGAUUCAAGAGGUUAAAAAAAUCAAUAAAUAAAUCCUGAUGAAAAAAAAAACAAAAAAAUGGUUGUAGUAACCUAAUAAUGACCUUUACCAAUCUCGAAAAAUAUGUGUAUUCCAAAAAGUGCUUAAAACAAUAAUGUCACCCCCCCCCCCCUCCCUCCAGCAAAGUUGAAGGUAUUUUCGCGCUGAAAAAGUCAUCUGGCUACGGGUGUUAUUUGUCAUUGAAUAAUGCCUAUCCAGAAGAUACAGUAAAAAAACAUUAUGUUUAUCGUUCACCUUAAAAGGUUAUUUCCUACAGCCCAGGAUCAGAAAGAAUAUUUUAAAAGUGCUGAGUUUCGGAACAAUUGCCACAAAUCAUUGAAUAUUUACAUGUACAACUGAACAAAACUGUACACACCUAUUUCAAUUAAGGUUGCUUCAGAGAAGAAUGAUGCAUGAUCCAUGUUUCAUAGCCCGCGGUGCAUUACUGUAGCAAAUCUAGUAAGUUUUGUGCCCGCAACGAGCCUAGAAACCUAGAAAGCAAACGCUGCUGAUGCUUCUAUGCUAUGUCAGCAGAACGUUAAGACAAUGUAUUUCAAGACACCGAAUCUGAUUUGAGGUUAGUAGGUUAGGUUUUUCUCUGUGGUAAUAUUCAAAUGCUGUAAAUUUUUGACGAGUUUCCUUGGCUCGUGCACGUGGGAAUUUUGGAUGGAGUUAAAAAAAAAAUUAAUUCAUGAAGUUAGUAGUAACUAUGAUCCUACUGAAAACCUGUUCAAGAUUUAUGUACUGUUUUAAAUAGUUAGGUAGACUGAUUAGUUACUCUUGGUGACAAAGCAGGGCUCGACACUAACUUUUGACAUAACUUGCCACUGUGGAAAAUAGAUAUGAAAAUUUACUUUCCAUAGUAAAAUUUUACUUUCCAAAAAUGAAAGAAUCAUAUUUUCCACUAUCCAUAGUAGAAACAUAACAAAAUUAAGACUCUGUUCUUCCUUGUAUUGCAGCCAUGGAAACUCCUUAAGCCAUCGUGGCGUCGCUUGCUUCGAAUGCUCCAGCUGUUUGAUUUUCAGUCUGUUCUCCUCCUUUGUUGCUUUCUUGGUCAACUUCAUCAAUCUUUUCGGAGUUUCCUUUGUUAACCUCACCAGCGCGCUUAAAACACUCAUGUUUUAUUUACUAGUCCACAUGUGAAAGGCAAAAUGGCGAGCACGGUCGAUUGCACCAUCUAUUUCGUACCCAGGGUUUCUCGAUCUGUCACUGACGAUUCCAAGAUGGCGGAGAUAGAAAAACGCGAAACUUAGACGUUUAGCAAGGAAGCUCACUUGUAAUAACUAAACACAUUCGUUUUCUUUUCUUUUUUAUUUGGCUGUUUAAAAAAAAUACUUUCCCGCGUUGUCUAGAAGUAGUUGCCCGAUCGGGCAAGCAUUUUCGGUUCAUUUGCUUUUUUUACUUUCCACUCAGAAAUAUUACUUUCCAGUGGUGAACGGGCAAGUGUUAGUGUCGAGCCCUGCAAAGUAAGCCAGUAAAGGAUGCAGUGUCUACAUGCAUCAAUCAAUAUUAUUGAAACCCUUCCCCCCACUCCCCGAACCUCUUGAGCAUAGCAGGGAUUCAAUUCAGCCAGUGCCAGGAUUUAACACAUAUUUAACAAUGUGCUGGCCCUGGAUGCAGUGGAAUUUUGUCUUUGACAGUUGAAGCUGACAGAGUUUUGUGUCAAGUGGAAUUUUGUCUUUGACAGCUGAAGCUGACAAAGUUUUGUGUCAACUUGUGAUGUUUUUAACUGUCUUUUUCCAAUGGAUGUAGAAAAUGAAAUACAGCUGCUAUCAAAAGUCUUCUGUUAUUAAUGGCUUUGUUUAUUGGGUUUUUGGUUGAGAAAUGCGUUGUUAUUAUAAAUUAGUACUUUUCUUUUUUUAGCGUGUUGUAAGCAUUGAAAUAGUAGAGUACAGGGUUCAGAUAGUGGAGAGCAAAUUAAGCUGUUUGCAGGAAACCCUUUAUUAUUUUAAUUUGUUGUCCAUUUUUUGCCCUCAUGUUACUUUUUUUAUUAUUUUGUUUUACAGAUGUUGAAGAUAGAAACAACUUUAAAGAUUAAAAAGAAUCAGGCAAUUAUGUAUUGGAUCAUCGUUGUAAAAGUUAGGAUUGCAUCAUAUGGUACAGCAACAAACAUUAAACUAUUUAUAAGAAAUACUCAACGUUACUCUUGCUUAACAAGAAGAUAA